Messenger RNA from Hippoglossus stenolepis (Pacific halibut), 584 nucleotides. It is a transcript of the gene lim2.5, whose product is annotated as lens intrinsic membrane protein 2.5. NCBI's taxonomy places the organism in Eukaryota, Metazoa, Chordata, Actinopteri, Pleuronectiformes, Pleuronectidae. Gene Ontology annotation, cellular component: plasma membrane. Bases 1 to 525 code for a protein of 174 amino acids. Gene Ontology annotation, molecular function: structural constituent of eye lens. The record is from RefSeq and is a predicted model, not a curated record. The transcript is spliced from 4 exons.
AUGAUGUACAGCUUCAUGGGAGGGGGCCUGUUUUGUGCCAUCGUGGGGAACAUCUUGCUGGUGGUCUCCACAGCCACAGACUACUGGAUGCAGUACCGUCUGUCCGGCAGCUUCGCCCAUCAGGGCCUGUGGAGGUACUGCAUGUCUGGAAAGUGCUACAUGCAGACUGACAGCAUUGCCUACUGGAAUGCCACCCGUGCUUUCAUGAUCCUCUCUGCCAUGUCAUGCUUUGCCGGCAUCAUUGCGGGAAUCCUCUCCUUUGCCCACUUCUCAGCCUUUGAGAGGUUCAACCGCUCAUUUGCUGCUGGGAUCAUGUUCUUUGUGUCCACUCUCUUCGUUUUGCUUGCAAUGGCCAUUUACACCGGGGUGACGGUGAACUUCCUGGGAAAGCGUUUUGGUGACUGGCGCUUUUCCUGGUCCUACAUACUAGGUUGGGUGGCGCUGCUCAUGACCUUCUUUGCAGGUAUAUUCUACAUGUGUGCCUACAGAAUGCAUGAGUGCAGAAGAGUGGCUGGCCCGCGUUAAAGUAAACACAAACUACUGUGUCAAGGGCGCAAAUGAUGUCAAUUCCCAUAAAAAUAGAG